GGGGUGCAGGUAUCUCUUAGUGUUUUUGUUUUCUAUGGAUUAACACUCAGAAGUAGAAUUGUUGGAUCAUGUGGUAGUUUCAUUUUUAACUUCUUGGGGAAACUUCCAUACCAUUUUUCAUAGCGAUUACACCAAUUUACAUCCCCACCAACAGUGCACAAGGCGGGCUCCUCCCCAGGAGGAGGGGAGGAGGAUCAGCCUGGGAUCAGCCUGGUGGUCUUUAAGAGAGAUCCUCCCUGACUUCUCUGCCUGUCACUUCUGCUCGGAAUCCCAGUCUAGCUCACUGACCGGGCAGGAUGCGGGCCACAGCGCUGCUUCUGGUUGUCCUGGCUCCCGUCAUGCAGGUAUCUUCCAACUUCAAGUUAAUCACUAGUGGGACUGGGGAGACUGCUUCGUUCACCUGUGAUCUUACACAAGGGGCCACCUAUAUCCACUUGUACAAACAUGAGGAGGGGACGGCCCCCCGACGCCUUCUCUACUUCGACAGCUACAACUCAAAGCCUGUGCUUGAAUCUGGAAUCAGUGGAGAAAAAUACCAUGUUUAUAAGCGCACAGAAAGGCGCUAUGCAUUUGCAAUCCUAAAUCUGAAAGAAAGUGAUUCUGGCAUAUACUACUGUGUCAUCUGGAAUAAUUACAUAAAAAACUUCAAUGUUGGAGCAAAACUCAUUGUCACAGAGAGAAACCUUGCUGCAGACACUUCCCCCAAGCCCACUAUUUUUCUUCCUUCAAUUGCUGAAAUCAACCAUGAUAAUGCUGGAACAUAUCUUUGUCUCCUGGAGAAAUUUUUCCCUGAUGUUAUUACAGUUUCUUGGAAAGUAAAAAAUAGCAACAGAGUUCUGCCAUCCCAGCAGAGAAAUACCAUGAAGACCAAAGACACAUACAUGAAGUUGAGCUGGCUGACCGUGACCAAAAACUCUAUGGAUAAACAACAUGUAUGUGUUGUCAAACACAUGAAAAAUAUAGGAGGAAUUGAUCAAGAGAUUAUUUUUCCUUCAAUAAAAGAAGUUGUCUCCGCAGUUGUCCCUACUACUGAGCCUCCUACUACUGAGCCUCCUACUACUGAGCCCCCUACUACUGAGCCCCUUACUACUGAGCCCCCUACUACUGAGCCCCCUACUACUGAGCCUCCUACUACUGAGCCCCCUACUACUGAGCCCCCUACUACUGAGCCCCUUACUACUGAGCCCCCUACUACUGAGCCCCCUACUACUGAGCCUCCUACUACUGAGCCCCCUACUACUGAGCCCCCUACUACUGGGCCCCCUACUACUGAGCCCCCUACUACUGAGCCUCCUACUACUGAGCCUCCAGAUGAUUGUUUGACCGAUGAAAGUGAAGCUACAGGUACUGGUUCUAAAAAAGCUUGUCUGAAAGAUAAAAGUGAAGUCACUGCUGAUACUAAUUCUACAAAAUCGUGUCUGGAAGGUGAAAGCAGUACCCUGGAGCUGCAGCUCAUAAACACCUCUGCCUAUUACACCUACCUCUUACUCCUUCUCAUAAGCACAGUCUACUUUGUCAUCAUCACGUCCCGUGUGUUUAGGAGAACAGGCAUCUGCUGUGAUGGGAAGAUCUCGUGACAAAGAGGGCUACCGAGAGGUCAACGUUCCUUCAUCAUCUCCAGUCCCAGAAAUUCUCUGCUUGCUUUCUGUUUUGAGUGAGCUCAGUUCAGAUGUGUAUUUAUCUGUGACGUCAUCAUUGUCCCGCCCCCA
This is a messenger RNA of Dama dama (fallow deer), 1709 nucleotides long. RefSeq names its product salivary glue protein Sgs-4-like. Bases 297 to 1577 code for a protein of 426 amino acids. Lineage: Eukaryota; Metazoa; Chordata; Mammalia; Artiodactyla; Cervidae. The transcript is spliced from 8 exons. The record is from RefSeq and is a predicted model, not a curated record.